CAGGCCAACAGGUGGAUACGAAACAAAGAGUUGGUGCACAAACUGAAAGUUGUCAAGAUGACGGACGCCAACUUCCUGCGCACGCUCGAGGCCUGCAUACGGACGGGAAUUCCCGUUCUCAUGGAGGACGUCGGGGAGGUGCUGGACCCUGCGCUGGAGCCAAUUUUGCUCAAACAAACAUUCAUACAGGUUUGUGGUUUUGUUUUGAUCUAG
This is a messenger RNA of Lymnaea stagnalis (great pond snail), 213 nucleotides long. Lineage: Eukaryota; Metazoa; Mollusca; Gastropoda; Lymnaeidae. The record is from the annotation of a GenBank genome assembly.